Messenger RNA from Diorhabda carinulata, 1106 nucleotides. RefSeq names its product transcription termination factor 3, mitochondrial (gene mTerf3). The coding region runs from base 61 to 1083 and encodes 340 amino acids. The record is from RefSeq and is a predicted model, not a curated record. The transcript has 3 exons. Gene Ontology annotation, cellular component: mitochondrion. Gene Ontology annotation, biological process: regulation of DNA-templated transcription; mitochondrial ribosome assembly. Lineage: Eukaryota; Metazoa; Arthropoda; Insecta; Coleoptera; Chrysomelidae. Gene Ontology annotation, molecular function: double-stranded DNA binding.
GAUUUGACGUGUUGAGCAUUUUAUAAUGAAUUUAACCUUAAAAAUUCAAUAUAGUUCAAAAUGUUUACUAGGGGUGCAGGUCUUAACGUAAUACGUAUUUUGAGAAAUAUCACUACAAUAGCAGAGAAUAAUUCUGCGACUGUGGCUUCAUCCUUGGAAACUUUAAAAAAUAAGGAUACUGAAUUAACUAGAACAGAAAGUCUUAGAAGUAAACCGCAAAGAAUGGAAAUUUCAGAGAUUUCAAAAAUAUUAAGGCCUGGAGCUUUAUCAAGCGUAUACGUUAAUAAAUCUGAAAUUCUACAAGAGUUAGUGAAAUUAGGAACCAAAUUGUAUGUAAUAGAGAAAGAACCAGAGGCUAUAAAAUUGAUAUUAAGCCUUAAAUUUGACGAUAUUAAAGAUACUAUUAUAUUUCUUAAAGAUUUAGGAAUAGAAAUUGAGGAUAUUGGUAAUUUAAUAACAAAAAAUCCUUUCAUUUUCAAAGAAAAUUUAGAAGAUUUAAAAGUUAGAAUAAAUUAUUUACAGUAUAAAAAAUUUACUAGUGAAAUGAUUGUGAGAAUUAUUAGCAAUAAUCCUUUUUGGUUAUCACACAGUACUGCAGACAUUGAUAACAGAUUAGGAUUUUACCAAAACAAUUUUAUGCUUUCUGGAAAUGAAAUUCGUUCAUUAACAACUAAAUGUCCUAGACUUAUCACUUUUUCUUUAGAUAGUGUUAAAUGUAAUAUUUUCUCAUUAAAAGAAGAAAUGGGUUUUACACCUGAGGAAAUGAAAUUAAUUAUUCUUAGAAGGCCACAAUUAUUUAAAAGUGGACGGUAUAAACUAUUGCAGACAUUCGACUAUUUACACAAUAAAAUGAAAAUACCCUUGGAAACAAUUGUUGAAUCACCCGAAAUUCUCUCUUGCAGGGAGAGGAGAUUAAGGGAAAGACACUUGUUCUUGGUAAAACUUGGUAAAAAUCAAUAUAGUCCCAAAAAGCCGAAUUAUAUUGGAUUAAAAACUUUAAUUUCUGGAACAGAUGCAUAUUUUAGUACAGAAAUUGCGAAUUCUAGUGUGCAAAUGUAUAAUGAAUUUUUAAAAAGUUUGUAAAUAUAAUCUUUCAUAUUUUACAA